AUGAGGACCUUGAAAUCAUCCGACAAUGAAAAUGAUGCCGUGUGGUUCAAGUUCGGAGAAAACCAAGCUAGACUCGGGUUACAAGAGUUUUCUCUUGUAACCGGAUUAACGAUCGUGGAUGAUCCCGAGUACGAGGCCCCCGAAAGAAGUAGUUCGCUUUUGCAUCUAUUCAAAAAGAAGCGUGGGAAGAUAAUGAGGAAGGAUUUGCUCGAGAAAUUUGAUGAAUUGAAGAAGAAAGAAGAUGCAAACUUGAAAUACAAAUUGGGGCUUAUCACGGUCCUCGAGCACGUGAUUUUGUCUGCAGAGUGUCGGACUUUCGUAGAUGAAAAAUGGUUCCAUUUGGUUGAAGAUUUGGAGCAUUUCAAUAGUUAUCCUUGGGAAAACUUGUCGUAUGGGUACACCGUGAAGUUGUAUAAGCGGAACAGUUUCGGUAAAACAAAAAACCCAAAGUCGAUAAUGUAUUCUCUUCACGGAUUUCCCCUAGCUAUCAUGGUUUGGGCAUUUGAGGCACUGCCUGAGUUAGGAAGACAAUUUGCUGAACAAUGUUCUACUGGCGGACUUCCGAGAAUAAUGUGUUGGAAAAUGGACAAACAUGUGCGAAGCGAGCAACUUAUUACGUUUUUCAACACGUCGGAGGUUCAAGUUCGACGAACGUUACAACCUUCAAGUGAUGAAGUUGAAACUUCAUACUUGAAGGAUUUCGGCAUAACUUCACAGGAUCAAGAAAGUGUGCCUGAAGAUGAGGAAGAAGAAGAAGGAGAAAAAAAUGACGCUGAGGAUGAGGAUGGUAAGGAAGAGGAGGAAGAAAAAAAUGAUACAUCUCCAUCCGAUCCACCACAACCCCAAGUUUUGGAUGCUGAAAAUAUUCGAACUAUAGUCAGGGAAGUUGUGACGGAAGUUGUGAAGGACGAGAUGAGAAUAUUUUCCGAGCGAAUGGAGAUGAUGAUGGAGAAGAAGAUGGAGCGAAUGGAGAUGAAGAUGGACAUGAAGAUGAACAAUUUUUUUGACCGAAUAGAAAAAUUAGUUUUUCAAGCAAAAGCUGGUCCAUCUACCCGUGCUACCUAUGACGGGACAAAUGUUGAUGAAGAGGUUGAUCCAGAGACCGGUCGAACAAUAGAUGGUGUUGAAGACACAGUGAAAUCACCAUGUCCGAUGCCCCAGCAAGAAAUGGCUGGACUUAAUGAUGAUGCGGGUAUGUAUAGUAUAAUUGUAAAUAAUACGUAA
Messenger RNA from Striga hermonthica, 1224 nucleotides. The record is from the annotation of a GenBank genome assembly. NCBI's taxonomy places the organism in Eukaryota, Viridiplantae, Streptophyta, Magnoliopsida, Lamiales, Orobanchaceae.